AGUGGGUGGUGAGACCCCAGAAUCUGAGGGGUAUGUCAGUGUUUGCUCCCCUCUCCCAACUGUCCUCCAAGGGAAGGUCUCUCCAGGAAAGAGCAGCUUUGUCCCGCAAAAGCUAGACUGCAAGGACUCUGUGACACGGGGAUGGGACCGAGUGGGUGGAGGUGACGGAGGAAGGCGUGCAGGCUGCAAUCAGGUGUGUGCUACCCGACGUGGGCGGGGGAGACACCUGGAGUGUGCAGCGGGGGGCGGGGAUGGAAGACGGGGUUCCCUGGCUUCACCCUCUCAGGCAGGGUUGAGGGAGGCGGCACGUCCCUCAGCGGCUUGAUCUUAAGGUGGGACGCUAUCUUUGGGGAGGCGCUUUCUGGGUGGCCCAUCUUUGGCGUGAAGCAUUCCCCUAUCUACCCACUAUCUGCCAAGGGGAAGACCCCUCCAAGGGCAGGAAGUCAGGCCAACGUAGGGGACCUAGGACAUUACUGGACCCUCUGAAAAAGAGCGGAGACGCGACCUAGGCCCCUCCCCCGCCGUCCGGCCCUGAGUGCCCGGCGCUAAGACCCAGCGGGCGCGCCACCAGCCCCGGCCCCCGCCCGCCCCUCGGGCCGGGCCGCCCUCUGCUCCGUGGAGCCGGCCGGCGGGGGCAUGGGUCGCGCGGCUUGGGGGCUGCUGUGGCUGCUGCUGGGCAGCGCCGGCGCGCAGUACGAGAAGUACAGCUUCCGCGGCUUCCCGCCCGAGGACCUGAUGCCGCUGGCCGCGGCCUACGGGCACGCGCUGGAGCUGUACGAGGGCGAGAGCUGGCGCGAGAGCGCGCGCUACCUCGAGGCGGCGCUGCGGCUGCACCGGCUGCUGCGCGACAGCGAGGCCUUCUGCCACGCCAACUGCAGCGGCCCCGCGCCGCCCGCCGCCUCCAGCGCCGCGCCCGCGCCCGGCCCCGACGGCGGCGGCGACGACGAGUGGGCCCGCGAGCUGUGGCUCUUCGGCCACGUCCUGGAGCGCGCCGCCUGCCUGCGACGCUGCAAGCGCACGCUGCCCGCCUUCCAGGUGCCCUACCCGCCGCGCCAGCUACUGCGCGACUUCCAGAGCCGCCUGCCCUACCAGUACCUGCACUACGCGCUGUUCAAGGCUAACCGGCUGGAGAAGGCGGUGGCCGCGGCCUACACCUUCCUGCAGAGGAACCCUAAGCACGAGCUGACCGCCAAGUAUCUCAGCUACUACCGGGGGAUGCUGGACAUCGCCGACGACGCCCUCACGGACCUAGAGGCCCAGCCCUAUGAGGCCGUGUUCCUCCGGGCUGUGAAGCUCUACAACAGCGGGGAUUUCCGCAGCAGCACUGAGGACAUGGAGCGGGCCCUGGCCGAAUACCUGGCGGUCUUUGCCCGGUGUCUGGCCGGCUGCGAAGGGGCCCACGAGCAGGUGGACUUCAAGGACUUCUACCCAGCCAUAGCAGAUCUCUUUGCAGAGUCCCUGCAGUGCAAGGUGGACUGUGAGACCAAUCUGACCCCCAAUGUGGGCGGCUACUUCGUAGACAAGUUUGUGGCCACCAUGUAUCACUACCUGCAGUUUGCCUACUAUAAGCUGAACGACGUGCGCCAGGCUGCCCGCAGCGCCGCCAGCUACAUGCUCUUUGACCCCAAGGACAGCGUCAUGCAGCAGAACCUGGUGUAUUACCGCUUCCACCGGGCUCGCUGGGGCUUGGAGGAGGAGGACUUCCAGCCCCGGGAGGAGGCCACACUCUACCACAACCAGACCUCCGAGCUGCGGGAGCUGCUGGAGUUCACCCGCAUGUACCUGCAGUCAGACGACGAGAUGGAGGUGGAGGAGACAGAACUGCCCACGCACUCCAAGGAUGCCCCAUCUGAUGCCGAGUUUGAGGGGGAAGGUGACUAUGAGGAGAGCAUCUAUGCCGACUGGUGGCAGGAGCCAGAUGCCAAGGGUGACGAGGCUGAGGCUGAGCCAGAGCCUGACCUGGCAUGAGAAGGGGGCACCCACGCCCCUCAGGAGCUUGGAAAGCCUGAGCCCGAUGGCACCACCCUCGUCAGCCCAGGCGGCAGCAAGAACUAUUUAUUAAAAACUUGAAACGGACACAGCUGACUGGGCCCCUGUCCUGCCCUACUGUGAGCACUGCCGCCCACACCCCAUCCUGUCUGUGCCUUCUGUGUCUGGACCACAAGGCGGCAGGUGGGCUCACGGGGCUCCGUCCUCCUCCCCGCUGCUCCCCCACCUGGAGGAGAAGCUUCCAGCUGCUGGCGGGAGUCUCAGUUGGAAUUGCAGAGGGUCGGGCAGGGUCGUGAAGAGCUCUGGACCAGCAGUCCAGCGGUUCCGGUUCCCUGACAGCAGGUGCUCAAUAAAUGUUUGCAAUAAACACAGCACCUGGGUCCAGUCUCCCCAGGGCUCGCCUGCGAGGA
Molecule: messenger RNA, 2399 nt
Organism: Microcebus murinus (gray mouse lemur)
Lineage: Eukaryota; Metazoa; Chordata; Mammalia; Primates; Cheirogaleidae
Gene: P3H4
Product: prolyl 3-hydroxylase family member 4 (inactive)
Biological process (GO): peptidyl-lysine hydroxylation; collagen fibril organization
Cellular component (GO): endoplasmic reticulum
Molecular function (GO): protein binding; collagen binding
Source: RefSeq, a predicted model, not a curated record